UCCAACGAGAAUCCAUUUGUCAUUCAAACUUUGUGCUUUCGUCUCGUGUUUAAUUAUUUUUGUCCGUUUUUUUUUUUCCGUUUUGACAGUCAAAAGAUGAGUCUCCAGGACGAGAGUUUCCCGGCGGACGAGCUGUUUGACCAGUUGAACAAUGUGAGUGGUCUGGGUGCUAGGAGCAACUUGUUUUCGGAGCAUCAUCAGCCGGCGGCCUUCGAGCGGGAUCCCGCGCCAUUUUUGGAAAUCUGCUACGACAAUGCGGAUGGGGAUGGGGAUGGGGAUGCGGAUGUGGCCAACAAAAGUGCCAAAACUUGUGUCAGCGAUCCUGUGGGCCGCGAUCAGGAGGAUGAGGAGGAUGAUGAUGCCGAUGAAGGAUGUGCCGUAAUCAGCAACGGACGCAGCAACAAGGCUGUGUCCUACCAGGACAUCCACUCUGCGUACACGAAGCGCCGCUAUAGGCAUGUGACCAGCAAGGUGGGCCAAUACAUAGCGGAAAUCCAGGCCCAGGAUCAGAAGCGACGCAGUGCGUCGCGCAUGGGCUUUCAGCGGCACAGCUCCAUGCCGGAAUACCUGACGCCCAAAUCGCGUCGGACCGAAGGUCACUUUGAGGUGGAGAACGAGCUGCCCAAGAUGGAUAACUCCUCCCACUCCUACUCCAAUUCGAGCUGCAGCUGUGAACGUCUGCUGGCCAAGGUCGAGAGUCUGCAGGAGGAUAAGGAAAGCCUGCAGCACGACAAGGAGCACCUCCAGGCGUACAACGACUAUGUGCAGGGCUGCCUAAACAAGAAGAUAGCCGAUAUGCUUCAGAUGAGGCACAACUUUGAGACACUGCGCACCGAGCUAAGCGAUUGCCAUCAGAAGCUGAGCCGCUACCAGAACCACUCUGUGAGGUCCUUGAACUCCUGGCUGCCGACAGGCAUUGAAAGGGCCACUCAAACGGACUUCUCGGCGGCCACCUGUCCCUCCGCCACCGGAAAUGCCUUGGCCCUGACCACGCCCCAUCCCCAUUCGAUGGACAACCUCUCCUUCAACAGCACCGAUGGCUCCAUUGAGAUGGCCCUGCUCAGUGUGACGCCUCCAGUUCGAAUUCAACAGAAUCCCGGCCGCUCCAAAAUGGCCAUUCUCCCACAAUCUCUGGACUACAGCAGCGUCAUCAUAGAAGCAGAUGGCAGCGGAAACGGCGAGGUACGAGGGGACUCCUCAUCUCGGGAACUGGCCAGAAGAGAACCGGCGCCCAACAACUCGGAGUCCAGUCAACCGAGCAGCAACGAUUCGGCCAUCGAGGUGGAGGGUCACGAGGAGGAGCGGGCCUCCUCCAGGCGGAGGGGUCACCAGGCGGAUAGCGGGGGCAUUUACUUCUUCGACAAGCGCAACAGCAGGGUUGUCGAGGUGCUGCGCAUCAAGCUCAGCCAAAAUCAAAGUCUGGACACGAGUCAAAAUCAGAGCAUUAACGAUAGCCAGGCGCAUCUGCUAGUCCAGUCGAUGUCGUCGUCCCACCGACAAACACAUGUCCAUCUAAGGACGAAAAGGACCACCCUGGGCAGCCGAAUGCUCCGCCUUUUGGGGCCCUGUGUUCGGUGCAGGAAUGGUGACCCAAAUAGUAGCAACGCCACAUUCACGGUGGGACUGCCACCAAUGGCGGAGGAGGAGUUUAUCGACCCACGGAAUCAAGGAUAAUCCCUCAUCCGAAAUUUUUUAUUUAUUUAUUUGUAUUAUCAUAUUUCGUUAUUUUAUGUCUCAUUAAGUUACCCACGUCGUCAGCAUUUUAUUGCCCCGUAUUCAGUUAACCAACCAUAUGUGCAUGUGUAACCAAAUUAAAAUCUUUAAAUAUUUUAUAAACCAAUUCUUCCAAAAUAAGAAACUUGUCGAUGUAUUGUAGGAGAAAUGUUAAAUUUAUUUCUUUCCGAGUAUAUAUGCUUAAUUUAAUAAUAAAUUUGCACAUUUCCAGUUA
Messenger RNA from Drosophila rhopaloa, 1948 nucleotides. RefSeq names its product protein swallow. The record is from RefSeq and is a predicted model, not a curated record. The transcript has 3 exons. NCBI's taxonomy places the organism in Eukaryota, Metazoa, Arthropoda, Insecta, Diptera, Drosophilidae. Bases 97 to 1674 code for a protein of 525 amino acids.